CUGAUAGAGAACUUUCAAACCCCACCCAAUUUCACACUUUUUUCUUCAUCAUCACUCAACUCAACUCAACUAUAGCCCCCUGCCUUUAACAUUUCAGUCCCAAACUGAAAGUCUUAUAAUUUGCCAAAGUUUUCUUUACUCACUUGUAUUAGUUAUCUAUCUGAAAGUUUUUAUCUUCACCUCAUAUUAUUUUCUUUCCUUUCUGUCUUUCUCUGUCGGUUGUAAAAUGAGUCCUGAAAGAAACCCUCUUGACCUCAACAACUUACCUGAAGACUUUUGUAGAGAUGGUAAACAAGUUAUUGAAGGUAGCUCUUCAUUUAAUGCAGGAUAUAGGAAAAAGAAAAACGGCGCUAAAGAAGGAAAAGAAGAGUGUGGUAAAGUCUAUGAAUGUAGGUUUUGUUCCCUCAAGUUCUGCAAAUCUCAAGCUCUUGGGGGACAUAUGAACCGCCACCGCCAAGAGAGGGAGACAGAAACUCUGAACCGGGCUCGUCAGCUCGUCUUCAAUAACGAUAACCUAAUUGCUCCUCCUCACUUAGGUUGCCAGCCAAUUCCUCAUGUAGCCGGAGGUUAUCAUCAUCAAGCAGGAAAUAUAGGUGAUCCAACACUCUCAUAUAGACCACAACCACCACCAGUUUAUCCAACAAGAUUAUUUUCCGGCAACUCUACCACCCUCUUGCCACCAGGACAACCACCACAACCACCUCAUCAACCACCCUACAUGUACCCUUCUCCCCCGCGUCUCCUCUCCUUUUCUUCUCAAUAUCCAACCGGUCAUUCAAACGAUUACUUUGUUGGCCAUGUUCUUUCGGGAAACUCACACUCAUCAACUCCAAAUAACUUCAUGGGAUCAUCAACUUUACCUGAUGGUAGUAACAAUUACACUUGCAUUGGUGCACCAAUAGGACAUGGACUUGGACUUGGCAAUGGAAGUAAUAGAGGCACAGAAGGGCUUAAUAAUAAUGGAUUUUAGUACAUCCUCCGUUUCAGUUUAUGUGAACCUUUUCAGAUUACGAGCGUCAAACUAACUAAUUUUCUUGUGCCUUUUCCUUGUGCUAUGUUUAAUUUUUUUUUUUCUUGUAAGUGAGAGACUAAGUGAUAGUCUUAAUGAUCUUUUUAUGUAAUGUUGAGAGGAAGGGUUGAAAAGAAUAUCCCAAAAAAAAAACUGACAAAAUGGGGUCAAGAAAAAGAGAGAGAAGUUUUUGGUUUUUCUACAGGUUUGGAAACAGCUUUUGAGCCAUUUGCCACUCAAACUCUAGCUAGAUAUCUAGUUUGGCUUUAAGCUAAGGGGAUUUGAUUGGAGAGUAACUAUAUGGUUUGCUUUUACGUACAACAAACCUGUUGUAAAUGGAACUAGAUUUUCAAGGGUUUUGCUCCUCUACAUGGGACAACAAAGUUAGAUUUCAACUCAAAGUUAAAAGCUUCCUUUUUUGCAUUUU
Messenger RNA from Nicotiana attenuata, 1436 nucleotides. Its product is annotated as zinc finger protein JAGGED-like. Lineage: Eukaryota; Viridiplantae; Streptophyta; Magnoliopsida; Solanales; Solanaceae. Gene Ontology annotation, molecular function: DNA-binding transcription factor activity. The transcript is spliced from 5 exons. The record is from RefSeq and is a predicted model, not a curated record. The coding region runs from base 227 to 970 and encodes 247 amino acids.